Molecule: messenger RNA, 5019 nt
Organism: Helobdella robusta
Lineage: Eukaryota; Metazoa; Annelida; Clitellata; Rhynchobdellida; Glossiphoniidae
Exons: 28
Coding region: 136-4218 (1360 amino acids)
Biological process (GO): protein dephosphorylation
Molecular function (GO): protein tyrosine phosphatase activity; protein binding
Source: RefSeq, a predicted model, not a curated record
GAGGAGCCCGUCAUCAACCUCCCGCCACACGAUCAGAGGGUCAUCCACGGAGCCACGGUCAGCUUCGUAUGCAAGGCAAUCGGCAAUCCAAUCCCGAACAUCACGUGGAAAAAAGCAGGCAAGAAAAUAAAGUCAAUGAUGAGGCAGAAGAUCUAUCCCAUCCCACACGGAUCUGUGCUCCGAAUUGAGAAUGUGAAAUGGAAGGUUGAUGAUUCCUUCAUUGAAUGUCUGGCCGAGAAUGGCAACGGACCUGCCGCGAGAACUUACGCGAGGCUUUCCGUCUAUAAGGAAGAUGAAAAACCACAAGGCUAUCCAGAGAUCACCGAGAACCCUGAAAUGAAAUCAACAGAAAAAGAUCGGCCAACGGACAUGAAGUGUUCAGCCACAGGAAACCCACCUCCCAUCAUCUCCUGGUACAAGGAUUACGUGCCCAUCGACAUCGAUCCCACAAGGAUGAAGUUAGAAGCUGGAGGUCGACUGAUCAUAAAAACAGUUGAGACGUCCGAUGAAGGUAAGUACGAAUGUGUCGCCGAGAACAGCGUCGGUGUGGCCUACUCGUACGGGGCCAACCUCUAUGUUAAAACUCGUCGAGUUCCGCCGCACUUCACGCUGAUGAACAGGACAUACCACGUGAACAUGGGUGCGAACCUGAACGUCACGUGCAAUGCCGUUGGCUCCCCACUGCCCAAGGUCAGAUGGAGACAAGGUGACAUUGACCUUACCCCGGAUAACAAGGUCACUGGAGGGAGAUCAGUACUUGUGCUAACUGAUAUAAGACAGUCUGGUACCUACAAAUGCAUUGCCUCCUCUGAACUUGGGAAUAUCGAACACGAUAUUGAUGUGCACAUUGAAGAGCCUUCAGGCGCUCCACAGAACUUUACCGCCACAGGCUUCAACAACAAUCCUAAAUCCGUAAAACUGCAGUGGAAUGCUCCCUCGAAAGAUCACAGGAAUGGUGAGAUCAUCGUGUACGAGGUGAUGUACCACCUGGCAAACAAUCCGACCAUCGAAUGGCGGCCCUACAAUACGACUAAUGACUCCUACAUUUUCGAUUCCCUCAAGCCCAACACGGAGUACAACUUCCAGACGAGAGCCUACACAAAAGAGGGACCUGGGCCGUGGAGCAACCAGCUUCUUUUCAAAACUGCGUCCCAAUAUAGCUACGCGCCACCCGUCAACAUUCAACUGAAGCGCCAACAACCCUCCGAGAUGGACGUCAGCUGGGACCACCCGCCGGCGAGCAGAGGCAUCAUUGGCUACCGAGUCUACUAUAACACAGUUGCCAUCCCCGAUAUAAAUCAAUGGUCGUACAGCGAGGUGAAGAAUUCUCAGACGUCUCACCAUCUAACUGGACUCGAAGCGCUGUCCGUCUACGUGGUCAGGGUGAGGGCAGUGUAUGCUGACGGCAAACUUGGGAAUCUCUCAGAAAUCGUCUACUCUAACAAGCUUGAAAACGAGAGGCCCGACAUGGUAAGAGAUUUUCACGCUCGGACGAGCAACCCACGCUCCAUCACUUUGGAAUGGAAACCUCCCAAGAAACCUGGAUUGUCCAAAUAUAAGAUCGAAUACUUAGGCUACAAGAAGACCAUGAACCAAAAGCAUAACUUGGAAGAAACGGUGAUUGACGUGAAAAGAUCUUUUGACGUGGAGAAAGAAGAGAAAUCAUUCCAAAUAGAUGACUUGCUGCCACACACGCUCUACAUCAUCAACAUCACGUCCAUGUUCAUUGACGGUUCAAGAGGACCAGCUUACCAACUGAAAGUUGAAACAAGUAGCUCCACUCCACCCAUUCUGGACGCUCCCACGCUGAUCCGUGCUGUCGGAGAAGGAAGUGUCCUACUGAGGUUGACAUCUUCAACUACAACUCCACACUACGGAAAUGUUCAAUACUACGUUGUCGUCAUGUUUGCCAAUGAGAGGAGGAAUCCAGAAGAUAUAUUAAUCGACGAGUUAAAAGGCCCACAGAAGGAUGGCUGGGUGGCCAGCAAGUUCGAUGUUGUCCUACCGAAGGAGAUGGUACUCGGUGACGGGGGCAGGUCUGCCUCUGGGGACUUCAUCAACUACCGGCUGAGGAGAGAUCAAGUUUAUAAAAUCUUCAUAAGAGCGGUCUUGCCUGAAAAUAAAGUCAGUCGAUCCAUUAGGUUGAGUUCUUCCUCGCCGUAUUCAGCUUUCAUAUCGAUGGAAAAGUUGGAGGUAAAGAGUCAGAUGAUGGUGGGCAACUUUGAUCUGCUGUGGGUGGUUGGCCCCAUGUGCGCCGCCAUCGUUCUCAUCCUCCUCGUUGUCCUCAUCAUCAUUUUCAACAGAAAUAGGAACAGGGAAAACAACGCCAAACGAUAUCUCCUUCCAAAACAGCCCGCCAAACUGUUGAUGACGCCGACCGAACUCUCCAUCAAUCCAACGGACCCCGUUGAAAUAAGGAGGACUCAGUAUCACACUCAAGCUAUGGCAAGCCACCCACCUAUCCCUGUCUCAGAAUUUGGUGGCCACGUCGAGUCGUUGAAGGCAUGUGAUGGGGUGCUCUUCUCUCAGGAGUACGAGUCCAUCGACCCAGGCCAGCAGUUCACAUGGGAGACCUCGAGUCUCGACUGCAACAAAUCCAAAAAUAGGUACGCAAACGUGAUAGCGUACGAUCACUCGCGCGUGGUUCUGCCUAUGUUGGAUGGAAGAGUUGGAAGUGAUUACAUCAACGCAAACUUCAUUGAUGGGUACAGGAAGUCCAACGCUUAUAUUGCUACCCAGGGCCCCCUGCCAGAAACGUUUGGAGAUUUUUGGAGGAUGGUGUGGGACGAGCGGGUGACCAUCAUCGUCAUGAUGACCAAGCUGGAGGAGCGUGGCAGAGUGAAGUGCGAUCAGUACUGGCCCAACCGAGGUACAGAAGUGUACGCGUGCGUGCACGUCACACUGGUGGAUGUCGUCGAACUUGCUAUCUAUACACUCAGAACAUUUCUCAUCACCAAGUCUGGCCAUCCAGAUCGCGUAGAAGUUCGUCAGUUCCAGUUCACAGCCUGGCCAGACCAUGGAGUUCCGGAGCAUCCAACCGCCCUGCUGAUGUUCAUGAGAAGAGUCAAAAGUUAUCAGACACCUGAAGCUGGCCCAAUUGUUGUGCACUGCAGCGCCGGUGUAGGGCGGACGGGAGCAUUCAUCGUGGUCGAUGCCAUGUUGGAGAGGGCACGAUUCGAGAAGACCAUAGACGUGUACGGUCACGUGACAUGCAUGAGGGCUCAGAGGAACUACAUGGUGCAAACGGAAGACCAGUACGUAUUCGUACAUGACGCCAUUUUGGAGGGAGUCGUCUGCGGAUGCACGGAAAUCCCCGCCAGAAAUUUGUACGCCCACAUGCAAAAACUGAUGAGCUUAGAACCGGAGAGCGCAUCGAAUUUGUCUCUAAUGGAAAUGGAGUUCAAGAAGUUGUCCACAACGAAAAUAACGAGCAGUCAAUACGUCAGUGCGAGCUUGCAGAACAACAAAUUCAAAAACAGAUUCGUUAACAUUUUGCCAUUUGAGUCAACACGAGUUGCACUGCAGAUGAUCAGAGGGGUGGAGGGGUCAGAUUACAUCAAUGCCAACUUCAUUGACGGCUACAGAUACAAGAAGGCCUACAUAGCCACGCAGGGUCCCCUGGCAAGCACCACGGAAGAUUUCUGGAGGAUGUUGUGGGAGCACAAUUCCACAAUCGUCGUCAUGCUGGUUAAACUGAGAGAAGCCGGAAGGGAGAAGUGCCAUCAGUACUGGCCAAGCGAGAGAUCAGCGAGGUAUCAAUAUUUUGUUGUGGAUCCGAUGGCGGAGUACAACAUGCCACAAUACAUUUUGAGAGAGUUCAAAGUUACAGAUGCCAGGGAUGGUCAGUCGAGAACAAUCAGGCAAUUUCAAUUCACUGAUUGGCCGGAGCAAGGAGUGCCGAAGUCUGGCGAGGGCUUCAUUGAUUUCAUCGGACAGGUGCACAAGACAAAGGAGCAGUUUGGUCAGGAUGGUCCGAUCACUGUUCACUGCAGCGCGGGCGUGAGCAAGACCGGUGUGUUCAUAGCUCUGAGCAUCGUACUGGAAAGAAUGAGGUACGAGGGGGUAGUCGAUCUCUUCCAGACCGUCAAACUGCUGAGAACUCAGAGGCCCUGCAUGGUCCAAACGGAAAGCACAAGUCAGAAUCCAGAGGAUCACUACGCAUUUUGCUACAGAGCAGCUCUCGAAUACCUGGGUUCAUUCGAUCAUUAUGCAAAUUAGUGUUAAUCACACGCACGCAAUCAACGAACUUGUAUGUAAUUUAUUCAGCAACUAACUUCUUACGUGUGCUGGUUUUGUUUAAGUAUCUUGUUUCAUAUGCAUGUGCAUGAACAUUCGCGUUGCCAUCGUUUUAAAUAUCCCAAGUUAUUCAUGUAUUUAUUUUUUCAUUUCAAAAUCAAAUACGAAUUGACCUAAGCGUUAGAAUGUUUAAAACAUAUCUUAACAUAAAUCAUUCACUACAGACCAUCAAACAUAACAUUGUGCUCUAACGAUUGAAACCUUCUGCACUUAGCAAACAACUCGUCAACACUGACUGACAUUGUACAAACUUCGUCGUUUGCAAUCUUGUUACUUAUGAGAUGUUGAUACAAAUCGUGAAAUACGUUAUGACAGACAUGUAAAGCCUGAGAUAUUUUUAUCAAUUAAAUUAAUUGCGGAUUUUAUUUUUGUGUACAAUUUAUUCUUGUUGAUUCGUUCCUGUAUUAUUAAUCAUCCUUGCUAUCUUCGUGUACAAAAUGUUCCAUCUAAUUAGCAUAACCUACAACGUUUAAGUUAAGAAAUUUUUCUUCAACGUUUUCUGACAGAGAAAAAAUUUAAAUGACACGAUUUAUGGUUUAAAUAAAGUGACGUCGAAUUUGUUACAAAAACUUUAAUUAAUAGUUUGCAUGAUCUAAAUUAUUUGUCCAGUGCUUGUUACAUUAUCAUAAACAUUAGUCGACAAUUUAAUGCAUAUAUGUCAUAUAAAUAGAUAGAUAUUUCUUUUGUUUGUAUUGAUGGCAAUAUACCUUCUUAAAAUUGUAA